UAAUUAAAAACCGAUCUCUCAUGCUCCCGUUUUCUGAUAUGUCGCGUGGGAGAUCUAACGAAACCCGCUUUGGGGUCACAUGUGAGUGAACUUAAGUUAUGAAUUUUUAAUGAUAUGCAAAUGAGUUGACGACCUAUCAGUAAGCCAAUCAAAAAAGUUUUCCUUUAGCGUGUUUGGAUUGAAUGGGAAAAUGGCGGACGAUAUACUGGAUUCGAUGAUUACAGAAGUUUGUGCAUUAUUUGGAGUAGAAAUGUUAAAGUUUGAGCAAAGAGAAAUAGUGUCAUCACUUUUAGCGAGAAGAGACUGUAUGGCUGAAUUACCAACGGGAUUUGGAAAGUCACUCCCGUACCAGAUUUACCUUCCUUUGAUACGGAGAUUGAAAGCUGAGCCUGAACCAACUGAAGUGUUCACUCCUGAAACUGUCAAUUAUUUAGAGAAGCUUGACGUAGAAGAGAAAAUAAUUGUCUGUUGUCCACUUGUAUCACUUAUGAACGACCAAGUAAAGCGUCUAGAAACUGUACCUGGAUUGAAGUCCGCCUUUAAAGGCAACUCUGAAGAAGGUGAUCAACAGAUAAGAAACGGAUCAAUUGACGUCAUAUUUGCAUCUCCUGAGACACUGGUUGGCGAUCCUUAUUGGAGGUCACAACUCCAACAACUUCCAGUAGGGUUGAUAGUUCUAGAUGAAUUUCAUACCAUAACAACAUGGGGAGGUGAUGAAGAGACAGAUGAGCAGGAAGCAUUUAGGAAGUGGUUCAGAUAUAUAGGAGAGAUGAGGGCCAUGUUUCCGAAUGCUACUGCAUUAGCAUUAAGCGCUACUUGUACCAACAAGAUUAAGAAGCAGGUCAUGAAAAUCCUGAACUUUAAAACAGACACUACUAUGUUUCUGAAUGUGUCUCCAAACAAGAGCAAUAUUAAGCUUGUUGUUAAAAAGAUUGAAAAUUCUGUUGACACUGCCAUGUUUUGGCUUAUAGACUCUCUUGAACGUUUAGGAAAGGAUUUUCCAAAAACAUUGAUAUAUGCCAACAGCAUCAACGAAGUUUCCAAAUUAUAUACAUACACUACAACUGAGGUGCCAAGGUGUAAGUCUCUGGUAGAAAUGUUUCAUUCUGAAACAUCUGACAAAAAUAAAAAGAAAAUAAUAGAGGCUAUGUGUCAAAUAUCUAGUGAUAUCAGAAUUGUAUUUGCAACCACUGCAUUAGGAAUGGGUAUUGAUGUUGUAGCUUGUCAUAGCAUCAUACUUUACGGGUCACCCCGAAGUAUUCUAGAUUUAGUUCAGGAAAUAGGAAGAGUGGGACGGGACAAUUCCAACUCUGUUGCAAUAUUAAUGCACAACUCCUAUCAUUUAAGAAGUGUCAACAAGGAAGUGAAGACAGUCUUCACAACAAAUACAUGCAGAAGACAAGUUCUGAUGAGUAAUUUCUUGCAAGAUACUGAGUUGGAAGAACUUGCUAAAAAAGAAUGUAACAAACACACUUGUUGCGAUAAUUGUGCCAAAAACUGUUCCUGUGGGGAUUGUGAAAUUCUUCAAAUUGAAUCUUUGAUUGAAAAUGUUGAAACUGUGCCACAUGACAGUGAUAGUGACACAAUUGAGUAUGAAUACAAUGCUGCAGCUGAUGAUGGAGUUGAAUUGUUUAGUUCUGAUGAUGAUUUUUUGGCAGAAUUAGAUGAAAAUGUUUGAAAACAAAUGUAAUAAAAAUGUGUAACUACUAUUUUUUCUUGUGUUGUGUCAAGGUUAACUGGGAUUGCGUUUUUAAAUGUGAUGGAAAUUGUUUAAUGUUUACUAUUUAUAUAUAUCUUAUCAGCAUUUGAAAUGAAAUUUAGCAUCAGGAAAGCUUUGAAAUGAAAGUGCAUUCCCAACUGGCUGCUACACUUUUUAGUCAUUUAGAGUUCAUUAUUAAACUUUUCAUAUGUAUAGUGAUCAUAUUAACAGAAAGCAAUCAAACUUGGAAAAUAUAUUUUUAUUGACCUGAUUAUUUUUUAUAUUCAUGUACAUAAUUUUCAGUGAACAGAAUAGUUGUAAGUUGUACAGAGUGUGACAGACUUCAAUUGAUCUCCGUUUUGUGGUCCAUUGGUUUUGUGUUCGGCUUGUCUCUCAGAAACAAUUUACAUGUGCAUUACAAUCACACCACAUCCCUUUUUUAUACAACUCUUUUUCAUGGUUACUGCAAACAUAUAUUUGACAUUUGUUCAUUAAAUUUAUCUGUAACUUAAAAUCCAGUAUAUAUAUAUUUGCACAGUGACAGCUUUAUAACUUUUUGAGAAUGUAAUUGAUCUUUAAUAUAUUUGGCCCAUUUAGUGAUUCAUAAGCCUAUGGAGGCUGGCUGAUAUUUGUAUUGUAAAUUUUACAACUGUUAUAUAUGUAUAUAAUCAAGUUGCACUAUAUUAAACAUGUAUAAUAAACAAAUAUAUAUA
Molecule: messenger RNA, 2412 nt
Organism: Mytilus trossulus (common blue mussel)
Lineage: Eukaryota; Metazoa; Mollusca; Bivalvia; Mytilida; Mytilidae
Product: bifunctional 3'-5' exonuclease/ATP-dependent helicase WRN-like
Exons: 3
Coding region: 191-1678 (495 amino acids)
Biological process (GO): double-strand break repair via homologous recombination
Cellular component (GO): nucleus; chromosome; cytoplasm
Molecular function (GO): 3'-5' DNA helicase activity; ATP binding; four-way junction helicase activity
Source: RefSeq, a predicted model, not a curated record